GUGAUCCGGCGCACGGUGACGGCAGAGGGCGAGGUGGUCCCUGUGUGUCAGCUGGACAUCCAGGUGGAGAAUCCUCUGCGCAGCAACGGCAUCUUCCUCGUGUCUCCGCUCAUCAUCAGCCACACCAUGGAGAGAGGGAGCCCUCUGUACGAGCUGUCAGCACACACCCUGCCCACGGAGGACCUGGAGAUCAUCGUCAUCCUGGAGGGUGUGGUGGAGACGACGGGCAUCACCAUGCAGGCCCGGACCUCCUACACCCCGGAGGAGAUCCUGUGGGGGCGGCGCUUCGUCUCCGUGAUGACGGAGGAGGACGGGCGAUACUGCGUCAACUAUUCAAAGUUCGGGAACACGGUGCCGGUCCGGAUGUCCUCGCUGAGCGCCAAGGAGCUGGACCUGAGCCGGGGGGGGGUGCAGGACGAGGAGCCCAACCUGCAGGGCUGGGGCCUGGUGAGGGCCGGCAGGGGGGGGUUCCGGCGCGGGGGCAGGGCCUGCGACUCAGGCUCCGCCCCCCGGCCAUGGUACGACCAAUCAGAGCAGCCGGAGAAGGAGGUGGUGGAGCAGAAAGGGAAGAAGAAGAAGGUUCAGCUGGAGGUCAUCGGGAGGCAGGAGGAGGAGGAGGACUGAGAGUAUACUUUAAUACACAGUAUAUAUACUCUAAACACAGUAUAUAUACACACAGUAUAUAUACUCUAAACACAGUAUAUAUACUCUAAACACAGUAUAUAUACACACAGUAUAUAUACUCUAAACACAGUAUAUAUACUCUAAACACAGUAUAUAUACACACAGUAUAUAUACUCUAAACACAGUAUAUAUACUCUAAACACAGUAUAUAUACUCUAAACACAGUAUAUAUAUAUAGGGUAUAUACUCUAAAUAUGAUUGAAAUCUGACAUAAUUUAUAAACGUGUGCACUUUUCUCACGGGACACAAGUGGAGUCCUGAGAUGUCAGAGUGUUCCUGAUCACCCUCUGUAGAGAUUAAACACAUUAAAUCAUACUUUUAACAGAAAAGCACUCAAAUCUUCUCCUAAAUGAUGAUGACGAUGCUCAGGAUGUUCAGAUUGAUAUGUUCUGGCCUCAAAGUUCCUCCUCUUUGUCACAGUCCCAUGACACAUGAUGAAUUCAAGUCGUAUUCAUAUUCUACAAAUCACAUGUUGAUUUCAGUCCUGAUUGUAAUGUUUACCUGUUUCUUAGUUUAGAUUAGGAGAGGAGAGGAACUCAUAGAUUUAUGAAAUGUCUUUAUCAUAUUUAAUAA
Trematomus bernacchii (emerald rockcod) is the source of this 1257-nucleotide messenger RNA. RefSeq names its product potassium inwardly rectifying channel subfamily J member 11, like (gene kcnj11l). Gene Ontology annotation, molecular function: inward rectifier potassium channel activity. The record is from RefSeq and is a predicted model, not a curated record. Gene Ontology annotation, biological process: regulation of monoatomic ion transmembrane transport; potassium ion import across plasma membrane. NCBI's taxonomy places the organism in Eukaryota, Metazoa, Chordata, Actinopteri, Perciformes, Nototheniidae. Gene Ontology annotation, cellular component: plasma membrane.